AUGGGCCCGAAUCGGACCCCCAGCUUCGCAGGCAGCCUGCCCCGCCAGUGCAGCAACCUCACCACCCUGCAGACGGACAGCAACCCCACCCUCAGCUCCUUUAUGUUUGCGGCGGGGGUGGUGGGCAACCUGGCAGCCCUGGCCAUCCUCGGGGUCCACCGGAAAGACCAGCGGGCCAAGACCUCAUCCUUCUGCAUCUUGGUGACAGGCCUGGUGGUGACUGACCUGGCGGGCACCUGCGUGGUCUCUCCGGUGGUGUUCAUAGCCUACUCCUGCAACUCCACGCUGGUGGGCAUGGUGGGGGGCCAGCACUGGCUGUGUGACUUCUUCGCCUUCUCCAUGAUGUUCUUCAGCCUGGCGGCCAUGUUCCUCCUGUGCGCCAUGGCCGUGGAGCGCUGCCUGGCCAUCAGCUACCCCUACGUCUACUCGCAGCACCACGUCCGGCGGUGGGUCAAGCUCUGCCUGCCCCUCACCUACCUCUUCAGCGGUCUCUUCUGCGCCCUGCCCUUUCUGAAAGUGGGCAAGUUCAAGCAAUACUGUCCGGGCACCUGGUGCUUCGUCCAGAUGGACAAGGACAUGGACCUGGGCUACAAGGACGUGGCUUUCUCCUUGUGCUACGCCACCGUCAUGGCGCUCCUGAUCACGGCCGUCUUCCUCUGCAACUGGCUGGUCAUCCUCAGCCUCUGCCAGAUGUACCAAAAGCAGAGACACCGCCGUCGGGGGUCCCUCAGCACCGGCCAGCGCCGGAAGAAGAGCUGGUUCAGCCGAGGGGAGGAGGAGCUGGACUACCUGAUCUUGCUCGCUCUCAUGACCGUCAUCUUCGUCAUCUGCUCCUUGCCCCUCACGAUCAGAGCCUACAUCGGUGGCAUCGAUCCAGACCACAGCGAAGCAGCCGACAUGGUUGCCUUCCGCCUGAGCGCCCUCAACCCCAUCGUGGACCCCUGGCUCUUCAUCGUCUUCCGCCACGCCGUCUUCCACAGCCUCCGCCGUUUCUUCUGCUACCAGCUCAGCUGGCCCUGCUGGUUUAGGCCGCCUAAAGGGACGACCACGCUCGGGACUCAGGACAGCCUGCCCUGCCAAGCCCAGUCGGUCUGCUGA
This is a messenger RNA of Protobothrops mucrosquamatus (brown spotted pit viper), 1098 nucleotides long. RefSeq names its product prostaglandin I2 receptor (gene PTGIR). The transcript has 2 exons. The record is from RefSeq and is a predicted model, not a curated record. Gene Ontology annotation, molecular function: prostacyclin receptor activity. Gene Ontology annotation, cellular component: plasma membrane. Gene Ontology annotation, biological process: adenylate cyclase-activating G protein-coupled receptor signaling pathway; negative regulation of smooth muscle cell proliferation; inflammatory response. Lineage: Eukaryota; Metazoa; Chordata; Lepidosauria; Squamata; Viperidae. Bases 1 to 1098 code for a protein of 365 amino acids.